This is a messenger RNA of Staurois parvus, 366 nucleotides long. The record is from the annotation of a GenBank genome assembly. NCBI's taxonomy places the organism in Eukaryota, Metazoa, Chordata, Amphibia, Anura, Ranidae.
UCAGUACACCUGUGCAAGACUGAAGGGGAGGAGCAGUACACUUGUGCAAGACUGAAGGGGAGGAGCCGGUACACCUGUGCAAGACUGAAGGGGAGGAGCAGGUACACCUGUGCAAGACUGAAGGGGAGGAGCCAGUACACCUGUGCAAGACUGAAGGGGAGGAACCGGUACACCUGUGCAACACUGAAGGGGAGGAGCAGGUACACCUGUGCAAGACUGAAGGGGAGGAGUUGGUACACCUGUGCAAGACUGAAGGGGAGGAGCCGGUACACUUGUGCAAGACUGAAGGGGAGGAGCCGGUACACCUGUGCAGGACUGAAGGGGAGGAGCCAGUACACCUGUGCAAGAUUGAAGGGGAGGAGCCGG